CUCAAGGUCCUGCUGUGGGCAUGGUGGGUUUGGCUUCAGCUACUGCCCAUAUGUUCUAUAUUUGUUUAGGAAAUAGGGUAUCCUGUACCUGGGGUUUUUCAAACAAGUUGAAGCAUAUAUUUUUUGUUGUUGUUGCAUACAUAAGACUCUGAAAGAUCUUCUGAUUGAGCUGAGGCAGGACUGGUCUUACAUGAGACCAGAACAGAUCUCAUCCCUGCACCAUGACCAGAAUGACCACAUGUAGCUUUCCCUCUCCUGAAACAUCACCUCUGCUGUGUGGAUUUCCACAAUUCCACACAUUUAUGACUUUGGUACUUAUCAUAGUUUUACCUUUUUACGGUGUAUAGGUUUGAAGAAUACGCAGGUAAAAUGAAAAUAGACACCCCCACAUCAACAAAUACCAUGACAAGGAUUUGUUGGCAAUGGGGGGAGGGUUGCAGAACAACAAAGGAUGGGGAUGUUGCCAAAGGGAGGGGAGAAGCCACCAGAGAUUCUCUCUACCCAAGAGAGACAAGACCCAGCCUCAGGCUGGUCUGGCUCCCAGGAAUAAGUAACUAGACAGUCAAAACUCUACCUGAAAACAGCAACAACAAACAAACAGCAAGAGUUUACAGGUAACAUUUUGCAAACUCUGAAAGAACAGAGAAUGAUCUUAUACACAUUGUUUCAUAGAGAGAAAGCUCCUGACUCAUUUUUGUAAAGCUACGAUAGACCUGGUAGGUUAGUCUGGGGGCUUUUCAGGUGGAGGGAACAUACUGCUGGGUUUGGGCAUGGGCACUCCAGAGUUCAGCCCGUCUGCAGAGUGAAUGACCUCCCCCGCUCUCUCUCAACGCAGACUUACUUUCUCUGGGUCUCCGCUAAAGACUGUGUUCAUGUCCACCUGGAUCUGACCCGGUGAGUACAGCCUCCACAGCUCAACACCCACGCCCACCUGGGGACUGAGGCCUCGUUCUGCGCCCUGGGUGGGGUUUCAGCCAAGGCCCCUUUGCUCUGUCAGCCUGAGUCCACCACUCUGUGCUGUGUUGUGCGCAUGCGUGUGCCUACACACCCAUACCCGUGUGUUUCGGUGGCAUGGGUUAUAUAGUGCGUUGUAUGUGCUUUCCCUUAGGAGAGGGGGCAGCGGUGGCCUGAGCCUCUGGACGCUCCCUGGUCCUCUCUUGGGUAGCAUCCUGGCCAGACUAAGUGUUCCUUCCAAACUCAGCCUCUCUGUUCACACGGGGGCCUGACUGUUUUCUUACUUCCCAACAUCAUCUCGCGGUAUAGCUCCCCAGCUUUCCAUCUCCCCAGGGACCCACGAUGGGCCAGCCUCUCACUGGCCUCUUUGCUCCCCCUCCCCAAACAGGUGCGGUCUCAUGUUCACCCUUACCACCAACCUGGCCAUCUGGAUGGCAGCUGUAGUGGACGAGUCCGUGCACCAGACCCACUCCUAUGAUAGUUCCCACAGCAACACCAGCCAUCUCCGCCUUGCCCCUGACUCGGAGCGUGCCGGCAGCUCGGUGGGCGGAGACUGUUCCUGCAACACGGCCAUCUGCCAGAUCUUCCAACAGGGCUACUUCUACCUGUAUCCCUUCAACAUUGAGUACAGCCUGUUUGCUUCCACUAUGCUGUAUGUCAUGUGGAAGAAUGUGGGCAGGCUGCUGGCCUCCUCCACCCACGGCCACGGCCACGGCCACACCCCAUCCCGGGUCAGCCUCUUCCGGGAGACCCUUUUCGCUGGCCCGAUCCUGGGCCUGAUGCUCUUGGUGGUGGGGCUGGCCGUCUUCAUCAUCUACGAGGUCCAAGUGCGUGGGGAGGGGGGCCGCACGCAGCAGGCCCUGGUUAUUUACUACGGCUUCAACAUCACCUGUCUGGGGCUCAUGACCUUGGUCAGCCUGAGCGGCUCAGUCAUCUACCGUUUUGACCGCCGGGCCAUGGAUCACCAUAAGAACCCCACUCGAACCCUGGACGUGGCGCUGCUGAUGGGUGCCGCCCUGGGCCAGUACGCUAUCUCCUACUACUCUAUCGUAGCCGUGGUGGUGGGCACGCCCAGGGACCUACUGGGAGCGCUCAACCUAGCCCAUGCUCUGCUCAUGAUUGCCCAGCACACCUUCCAGAAUGUGUUCAUCAUCGAGAGCCUCCACCGGGGACCACCCGGGGCUGAGCCUCAUGGUACCACCCCCAAGGAGUCCUGCCAUGGACUUACCUUCGCCAACCAGGAUGCGCUCCACACCUUGCCUGCCUGCCCACCCACUCCCAGGCUGGUUGGCAGCAACCCAGUGGGCCCUCAGGAAGCAGUGGCCAUCAUCUCGGCCCCCAGGGGCCACUGGAGACGCCGGUGCCUGAAGGACAUUUCUCUGUUUCUCCUGCUCUGCAAUGUCAUU
This is a messenger RNA of Ailuropoda melanoleuca (giant panda), 2360 nucleotides long. RefSeq names its product otopetrin 2 (gene OTOP2). Gene Ontology annotation, cellular component: membrane. The transcript has 2 exons. The record is from RefSeq and is a predicted model, not a curated record. The annotation marks the transcript as partial. Gene Ontology annotation, biological process: proton transmembrane transport. NCBI's taxonomy places the organism in Eukaryota, Metazoa, Chordata, Mammalia, Carnivora, Ursidae. Gene Ontology annotation, molecular function: proton channel activity.